AAGAAAAAAAGAAAGUUCCAGAUCAGGGAGGGUCAGUGGCAGGACAGGCUUGUCAUUUCUCUGUCAGAUCCCGUUCCUUCCUUCAUUCGCUUCACCCUUUCUAAGCUCUAAAAAACACACUCCUCCUUUUUACUUUUUUUAUUGGUGGUGCAGAGAAGGAUUUGAAGGCAUUUCUCCAUUGUUGUUUUAUUCAAUUACAAGCUACCUUUUGUUUUGGUGGUUUUGAGAGUGGAAUUAGGGAAAAAAAAUGGAGAAGAGCACUCCAGUGAGGAAACCACACACUUCCACUGCAGAUCUACUCACUUGGUCCGAGACUCCUCAACCGGAUUCCACCUCCUCCGCCGCACGCUCCACCCGCCCUCACCAGCCGUCGGAUGGGAUCAGAAAAGUGGUGUUUGGAGGUCAAGUGACCGAUGAAGAAUUUGAAAGCUUAAACAAACGGAAACCUUGUUCUGGAUAUAAAAUCAAGGAGAUGACCGGUAGUGGUAUUUUUGCAGCCGAUGGAGAAAAUGACGAAUCAGAACCUGGUAGUGCAAAUCCUACUCCAAACAACAAAACAGCAAUACGAAUGUACCAGCAAUCUCUAGCUGGAAUCAGUCACAUCUCGUUUGCCGAGGAAGAGAGAAUUACACCCAAAAAGCCAACUACUCUUCCUGAGGUGGCGAAGCAGCGUGAAUUGAGUGGAACACUACAAAGUGAGGAGGCAAAGUUGAAGAAGCAGCUCUCCGAUGCCAAGUCAAAGGAGCUUGGUGGACAUGACAUCUUUGCACCCCCACCUGAAAUUGUGCCGAGGCCAACGACUGUACGCGCUUUGGCUUUGAAGGACAAUUUUGACAUGGGAGAACCUGAUACACAUAAACUUGCUGGAGGUAGCACGCCAAGUGAGGAGACCGUGGUUAAGACAGCAAAGAAAAUACAUAACCAGAAAUUCGCAGAGCUAUCCGGAAACGACAUAUUUAAGGGUGAUGUUCCUCCAGGUUCUGCUGAAAAACCACUCAGUGUAGCGAAACUGCGGGAGAUGAGCGGUAGCAACAUCUUUGCUGAAGGGAAGGUAGAGUCUCGAGUCAGUAGCGGACGCAAACCCCCUGGUGGGGAAAGCACCAUCGCUUUGGUUUAACUUCAUAGGUCUAACACCGUCUCCGAAACAUGUCAACUUGAACCGUGUUUUUCUGUUAUCUUCAGUGGGGGUGUGUGAUUAUGGGUUCUGGGAAUUAUGUUUUAGGUUUAACAUGUCAACUUGACCUAUGAACCUAUAUGCUAAUUACUUGUUUCAUAA
Messenger RNA from Gossypium arboreum, 1276 nucleotides. RefSeq lists its product as uncharacterized. The transcript is spliced from 5 exons. Lineage: Eukaryota; Viridiplantae; Streptophyta; Magnoliopsida; Malvales; Malvaceae. The record is from RefSeq and is a predicted model, not a curated record. The coding region runs from base 248 to 1117 and encodes 289 amino acids.